ACUCCACUGUUCCCAUUUACACAAUCUGAUCAUUUGGUAAAUGAAGUUGUAAGCAGUCGUCGCGUCUGCCUUUUGGGGAACUAAGGAAAGUGGUGGGGACACGGAAGCUCGCCGAUCCCGGGCCUGUUCUGGACGCAGCUGAGCCGACAGAAGCCGACCAAAGCCGGGGUGCUGUUCUGAGUCCUGAAAUCAUCAGUCUAGCUUGUAUCUUCCCUGGGAAACAUGCCUCCAGCUGCCGGUGGCCCGGUGGGAUACACCCCCCCCGAGGGCGGCUGGGGCUGGGCCGUGGUGGCCGGAGCCUUCAUCUGCAUCGGCUUCUCCUACGCCUUCCCCAAAUCCAUCACCGUCUUUUUCAAAGAUAUCGAAGUCAUCUUUAAUGCCACACCCAGUCAGGUGUCCUGGAUUUCUUCCAUCAUGCUAGCUGUAAUGUAUGGAGGCGGUCCCAUCAGCAGCAUCCUUGUGAACAAAUAUGGAAGUCGACCAAUCAUCAUGAUCGGUGGUCUCCUGGCGUCGUCCGGACUGAUCGCAGCCUCUUUCUGCAGCACCGUGGAGCAGCUGUACUUCUUCAUCGGUGUCGUCGGAGGUUUGGGACUAGCGUUCAACCUGAAUCCUGCUCUCACUAUGAUCGGGAAGUACUUCUACCUGCGCCGGCCCAUCGCCAACGGCAUCGCCAUGGCGGGCAGCCCCGUGUUCCUGUCCACCCUGGCUCCUCUCAACACCUGGCUCUACGACGCCUUCGGGUGGAGAGGCAGCUUCCUCAUCCUGGGGGGACUCCUGCUCAACUGCUGCGUGGCCGGGUCCCUGAUGCGGCCCAUCGGACCCAAGCUGCCGCUGGCCAAGCCCGGUCCUGAGGCAGACGGGGGGAAAGCAGCUCAGCCCAAGAAGACGGUCCUGCAGACGAUCAACGGCUUCAUCGACCUGACCCUCUUCAAACACCGCGGCUUCCUGCUCUACCUCAUGGGCAACAUCGUUAUGUUCUUUGGCCUUUUCUCUCCACUCGUCUUCCUCUCUAAUUACGCCAAGAGUAAGGAUAUAAGCAAAGAGAAGGCUGCGUUCCUGCUGUCCAUCCUGGCGUUGGUGGACAUGUUUGCCCGGCCGUCCAUGGGCCUGCUGGCCAACACCAAGUGGGUCCGGCCCAGAGUGCAGUACUUCUUUGCUGCUUCUGUCCUUUACAACGGAGUUUGUCACGUACUGGCACCUCUUUCAAAAGACUAUACAGGGUUUAUAAUCUAUGCCAUCUUCUUCGGCUUUGCUUUCGGCUGGCUGAGCGCGGUGCUGUUUGAGACUCUGACGGACCUGGUGGGGACGCAGAGGUUUUCCUCAGCCGUGGGGCUCGUCACCAUUGUAGAGUGUGGGCCGGUGCUGCUGGGGCCGCCGCUAACGGGCAGUUUCUACACCACCUACCAGCACUAUGACUACACCUACAUCACCUGUGGAAUCAUCCUGAUCGUGGCCAGCAUCUUCCUGUUCGUGGGGAUGGGCAUUAACUACCGGCUGUUGGACAAAGAGAAGAAAGAGGAAGAGAGGAAGAGAAGAGAGGAGCCUAAAGAUGAGAGAACCGCUAUGUUAGCGCCGUCACCGUCAAAAACAGACCAGGGUGCAAAUAAUGAGUCUGCUGCUGUUGUUACACUGGAUGAUGUUUCCAGGAUGGAUGAGGAUACGGUGUAGCUGUGGAAGAGAAGCCUCCCGGAGAAAUGGACAGACUUCCCAGCAAUCCACACACUCUGAUUCCAGGACUGGAACCAUAGGAACAUCACUUUUACCUUUCAUGUUGACUCUUUUACAAUUUCAAAUCAAGCUCUCGGCACAAUUACACUUUUAAUUUCUGUAUUUGAUGUGCCUUGGGUAACGAGGUGUCUCAGGAGCGCAGGCACCUCUUAACAACAGCAGAUACAUAAACAACUGACGUGCAUGUUAACGGUUAAGUAAUAACCAUCUUCUCCCAGGCUUUAGCUACUGCAAACAAUUCCCUCAAAAGUGUUUAAUACUCUUAGGGCCUGAUUUACUAAGAUCCUAAAUAAAGAGUACUAAAUUGCGUGUGCACUGAAAAAGUUUGCACGUGCUGUUGUUGUGUGUUUUGCGGGUGAUCAACUAAGAAUACUUGCGCAACAGGUGCAAACCGCAGUAUUUAAAUGAGGUGUUGCGUGUCUUACGGUUUGCGCCAUGGAGAGUCUGGAUGGAAAGCAGGAUCGCAAGCGCAAAAUGAAAUUUGACGCGGUGGAGUUAGAAAUAUUAGUGGAAGAGGCAAAUAAACACAUUCAUGAACUACAGCAAAGAAAUUUAAACAUUACCAAAAGUGUUGUGCCGUAUUCAGCACCCCUGCCGUGAAAAGCACCCCCUCGUCGACAUAUAUUACCCACACAUCUCUUAUUCACGAGUAAAUGUCAAAAAGGACUAAAUGCUCAUGUUUAAUUUACUACAAAUGACAACGUACACACAAUGACAAAAAUUAUAUUCUCAUUCCGUGUCACGUUCUGUUUAGCGUCCAGUUUUGUGUUAAUGAUUCAUGUUUAAAUGUGCUCAUGGAUUCCACAAUAGUCAUACUUUCCCACAAUCACAGUCACACAUAACAAAAAUCGGGUAAAUGGUUAUUGAUGUCAUUAAUUAAUAGCCUGCUUACUGUGUUGUCUUCCAUAAUAUUUGUAAAUAUAUAUAAUAUAAAUUCCUAAGUAUGUGUUUGUGUGAGUGUGUAUGAGGGGGUGCUUUUCACGGCAGGGGUGCUGAAUACGGCACAACACCACAAUAACAGCAGCCAUCGGUGCGUAAUGCUGGGCAGAUUAGCACCUUCCUUUCGAACGUAUCAAAUACAGAUGCAAUCACAAUCCCCGCAAUUACUUUCGGGCGUGGUAAAUCUCAUUGCGUGUGGUAAAUGAACCUAUUUGCAUUUUCCCCUCCCAGUAUUUAGCGCUUUCUGGCGGGUACGCCCCAUAUUGAUUAUUCAUCAGGGCAAAAGUACUAAAUGAACAGCGUGUGCUAUUUUGCUCAUUUGAGAGACGCAGUCCUCUUUGCACGCUGUUAGUAGAUCAGCUUGCACAUUGGUUUGCGGGUGAUGUAAAGUUUGCACACGUUUUUACGCACGCAAACCUUUAGUAAAUCAGGCCCUUGGUGGCUUUUCUCACAUACGGGCUCCACAUAGGAAAUAAAGUGCUUACAGAUUAUUGUAGGGAUACAAUAUAUAUAUGUAUACAUAUAUGUAGACUUAAAGACAUUAUAUAAUGUCUUUAAGUCUAACCUGAAGGUUGGCUUAGAUCGGGGCUCGGCAACCCGCGGCUCUUUAGCGCCGCCCUAGUGGCUCCUGGAGCUUUUUCAAAAAUGUUGGACCCUUUUUUUCCUUUUUUCUUCUUUUUUUUCUUCUUUUUUUCUUUUUUUCCUUUUUUCCCCUCUUUUUUCUUCUUUUUUUCCUUUUUCUUUUUUCUUUUUUUACUCUUUUUCUUCCUUUUUCAUUUCCUUUUUAAUCUCGACAUUUUUAAUAUUUUCUCGAAAUUUCGACUUUUUUCUCGACAUUUCGACUUUUUUCUCGACAUUUCGACUUAUUUCUCGACAUUUCAACUUUUUCUAGAAAUUGUACUUCAACAUUAAUCUUGAAAUCUCGACUUUUUCUCGAAAUUUCGACUUUUUUCUCGACAUUUCGAUUUUUUUCUCGAAGUGCAUAAUGAAAAAAAAAUCUUCCCCCAGUUCUAACUAAUAUAGAAACAUGCAGCAUGUGUUGCCUUCAUUCUAAGGCUGAUACAAGACUUUUAUACAAGAUUUUUUGCGGCUCCAGACAUAUUUGUUUUUUGUGUUUUUGGUUCAAUACGGCUCUUUCAACAUUUUGGGUUGCUGACCCCUGGCUUAGAUAUUUACUGUUUAAUUUAUAGUAUAGUAUUUUUAGUAUAUUAUACCAGAUAUAGUAUAUAUAGUAUAUAGUAUUUGCAGUACAGUAUUGUGCCCCCUGCUGGUUUGGGAUGAUUAACAAACUUGCUUGGUCAUGUUGGGUUAAAUUACAGGGUGGUUCAUUCACACCCCUCUGUUUUCAGAUAUUUGGUCACAAUACAUAACUGAUUAUCUGAUCUACAUAAAGGAUUUGAUUUUUAGCUUGCUGUAAAGUUAUUUUAAUGAAUUUUAAUGUAAUUUAAGACAUCCAUGCAUGCCUAUUGGUUUAUUGGGAGAUGGUUUUAAGCCAUAUUACAUAAUAUACCUGAUCACAUUCUUAACUGUGUUGAUUUUUAUCAGCAUUGUUAAACACCUAAGAAUGAGUAGUUGUGCUCACUGACGGUAUUAAACACCCCGUAUAAAAGAAGUUAGUCUAGUUUGUAGAGAAUACGCAGCACGAUGUAGAGACCGGAGAUGCAUUUUAAAAUGUGUUGUGCAAAAUUGAGUUCCCAGAGUAAUUUAGAAGCUACAAAGUAUUAACAAAUGGACAAAUGAUUACGGUUUUGUGUGUUUGUUGAAAAUAACACAUUUUACAGAAAGUCCUGCUCAAUGCAAAUGCUUCUGUAGUUGAAUCCUACAUUUUUACGUCAGCUAUCUCACCAUUUCCACCAUGAGAGUUAAUUGUCUGACUGGUUUAAGUAACAAUAAAAAGUCAAAGGAAAAUUUUCUAUAGAGAAUUAUUUUUAUUAUAUUAUUUGAAAGAUUAAUUUUAUACUGUAUGCUACCAAUUCUUUUGUUUGUUUACAAGAUUUGUACAUGAACACAUGUGUGGGUUUCCCAACCAAUCAGUGUAAAUGUUUUUAAAGAUCUGUUUUUUUGCCCUGAAAUGACAAAUGACUGACAUUCACAGCGGUGUGGGUUGUGGGUUUAUUGCAUCUGAUUAUCCACAGGUUGAAUUCUUUAAAAUUUGACGGUUAUGUAGAAUAUCCGAUAAGAAGAGGACAUGUACUUAGAAACUGCUGAACAAUUUUCAAAAAACUCUUAAUGUUGAAGUUUUUUAGAUAGAGUUUUCCAAAAUUGUAGUGUAGGUGAUACCUUUUAGUGUUUCAUUUAAAAAAAGAAAGAACUGUGAACGUUUCUGCCAGAUAACCUUAAGAGAUUGGUGUUUUUCAAACUUUAUGGCUGAUAUUGAUUAAUAUGUGGAUAAUAAAGAAAAACUUGGUUUAA
Molecule: messenger RNA, 5079 nt
Organism: Cololabis saira (Pacific saury)
Lineage: Eukaryota; Metazoa; Chordata; Actinopteri; Beloniformes; Belonidae
Product: monocarboxylate transporter 1-like
Exons: 5
Coding region: 223-1668 (481 amino acids)
Biological process (GO): transmembrane transport; monocarboxylic acid transport
Cellular component (GO): membrane
Molecular function (GO): monocarboxylic acid transmembrane transporter activity
Source: RefSeq, a predicted model, not a curated record